GUCCCUUUCUGUUUCUGCAGUCUGAGAGGGUGGAAAGGCUGUGAUGAAGAACCAGGGAGUGGAGACCAAAGCAGCUCCACGUCCUUCCAGAACGAGCAGCGGGAUGGGGCUGGAAGAGGGAGACUCACCUGAGGCUGCAGCUCCCCCAGAAGCUCCCCUGACACAGGAGGAUCCCAAACCCGCCCGGCCCUCGGUGCGCGACGUCUCGGAGGAGCUGAGCCGGCAGCUGGAGGACAUCCUCAACACCUACUGUGUGGAUGCCAGCCAGGAGAACCAGGGGGAGGACGGGGGGCAGGGAGAGCCCCCCGAGCCUGAGGAAGCUGAGAAGGGCCGCAGUGAAUCCCCCAGGAACGGGGAGCAGGAGCCUGGAGGCCCCGAGAUGAACGGGGAGAAGGAGAACAGCAAAGGGAACGAGGAAUUCCGGCCCGGAGAGGAGGGAGGAGAGCGGGAUCAGAAGAAAGCUCAGGAGAAGAAGAAAGCCAAGGGUUUAGGCAAGGAGAUCACUUUGCUGAUGCAGACCCUGAACACCCUGAGCACGUCAGAGGAGAAACUGGCAGCACUCUGCAAGAAAUAUGCAGAGCUGCUGGAGGAGCACAGGAACUCCCAGAAGCAGAUGAAGAUCCUGCAGAAGAAGCAGAGCCAGCUGGUGCAGGAGAAGGAUCACCUGCAGAGUGAGCACAGCAAGGCCAUCCUGGCCCGCAGCAAACUGGAGAGUCUGUGCCGGGAGCUGCAGAGGCACAACCGAACCCUCAAGGAGGAGGGUGUCCAGCGUGCCAGGGAGGAGGAGGAGAAGAGGAAGGAGGUGACCUCACACUUCCAGGUGACUCUGAACGACAUCCAGCUGCAGAUGGAGCAGCACAACGAGAGGAACUCCAAACUGCGCCAGGAGAACAUGGAGCUGGCAGAGAGGCUCAAGAAGCUGAUUGAGCAGUACGAGCUGAGGGAGGAGCACAUCGACAAGGUGUUCAAGCACAAGGAGCUGCAGCAGCAGCUGGUGGAUGCCAAACUGCAGCAGGCCCAGGAGAUGCUGAAGGAGGCAGAGGAGAGGCACCAGAGGGAGAAGGACUUUCUGCUGAAGGAAGCUGUGGAAUCCCAGAGGAUGUGUGAGCUGAUGAAGCAGCAGGAGACUCACCUCAAGCAGCAGCUGGCUCUGUACACAGAGAAGUUUGAGGAAUUCCAGAACACCCUUUCCAAAAGCAGUGAAGUGUUCACAACGUUUAAACAGGAGAUGGAGAAGAUGACCAAGAAAAUCAAGAAGCUGGAGAAGGAGACCACCAUGUACCGCUCCCGUUGGGAGAGCAGCAACAAAGCCCUGCUGGAGAUGGCAGAGGAGAAAACCCUGCGGGACAAGGAGCUGGAGGGGCUGCAGCUGAAGAUCCAGCGGCUGGAGAAGCUCUGCCGAGCGCUGCAGACGGAGCGCAACGACCUCAACAAGAAAGUGCAGGACCUGUGCGCCCACACGGAGCUGCUGGAGCCUCUGAAGGAGCCACCCCGCGACAGCUCCGAGGCAGCUCCGGAUCCCCCGAGCUCGGGAAAGGCCCCGCAGAGCCCGGAGCCCGCGGGAAUCGCGGCGGAACUGAGCACGGCAGGGGCGGGGCAGAGCGGGACUGACUGAGCCCCGGGCAGAGGGAGGGCGUGACCCGGGAGCUGCUUUGGAUUCCUCACAGGUGGGAAAGGACAGCACGCAGCCCUCCCGGGGAUGUGACAUUUCCUAGGUUAGGUUUUUUUGGAGGGUUUUUUUAAGA
Messenger RNA from Ficedula albicollis (Collared flycatcher), 1745 nucleotides. It is a transcript of the gene TXLNA, whose product is annotated as taxilin alpha. The transcript has 10 exons. Lineage: Eukaryota; Metazoa; Chordata; Aves; Passeriformes; Muscicapidae. The record is from RefSeq and is a predicted model, not a curated record. The coding region runs from base 44 to 1615 and encodes 523 amino acids. Gene Ontology annotation, molecular function: syntaxin binding.